AUGGUUGUGUUGUCAAAAACAACAACAGAGCAAUAUCCAUGUCUAAGAAACUUGAAACAAACCACAUUCAUACCUGAAAUCCCUAUAGUGGAUCUCUCCAAACCUGAUGCAAAGAACAUCAUAGUCAAAGCUUGUGAAGAGUUUGGAUUCUUUAAGGUUGUCAACCAUGGUGUUUCCAUGGGAUCUAUCUCUUUAUUGGAAUCUGAAGCUGUUAAGUUCUUUUCCAUGGCUUUUGAUCAAAAGGAAAAAGCAGGACCAGCUAAUCCAUUUGGGUAUGGAAACAAGAAAAUUGGUCAAAACGGUGAUAUUGGUUGGGUUGAAUAUCUUCUUCUGUCAAAUAAUCAAGAUUUCAAUUCCUUCAAACUCUCUCCUGCUUUUGGUAAAGACUCACAGAAGCUUCGUUGUUUGUUGAGUGAUUACAUGUCAAGUGUGAAAAAGAUGGGAUGUGAGAUUCUUGAACUGAUGGCAGAAGGAUUGAACAUUGAAGAAAAGAAUGUGUUGAGCAAGGUUGUAAUUGAUAAGGACAGUGAUUGCAUAUUCAGGCUUAACCACUACCCUCCUUGUCCUGAGUCAAGGUUGAAUAAUAAUGAUAAUGAUGGUGAAAAUGUGAUUGGUUUUGGUGAACACACAGAUCCACAAAUCAUUUCAUUGUUGAGAUCAAACAACAUUUCUGGUUUUCAAAUUUCUCUCAAAGAUAAGAGUUGGAUUUCAGUGCCUUCUGAUCACAAUUCCUUCUUUGUUAAUGUUGGUGAUUCACUUCAGGUUAUGACUAAUGGACAAUUCAAAAGUGUGAGGCACAGAGUUUUAACAAAUGGUUUCAAAUCUAGACUCUCUAUGAUUUAUUUUUGUGGUCCAUCUUUGAGUGAGAAAAUUGCACCUUUGCCAUGUCUCAUAAGAGGAAAUGAAAGAUUAUUAUAUAGAGAGUUUACAUGGUUUGAAUACAAGAAAUCUGCUUAUGCUACAAGAUUAUCAGACAAUAGACUUUGUCACUUUGAGACAAUUGAUGAUUCCUAA
Molecule: messenger RNA, 1014 nt
Organism: Lathyrus sativus (Indian pea)
Lineage: Eukaryota; Viridiplantae; Streptophyta; Magnoliopsida; Fabales; Fabaceae
Source: the annotation of a GenBank genome assembly